Megachile rotundata (alfalfa leafcutting bee) is the source of this 1095-nucleotide messenger RNA. It is a transcript of the gene Sol1, whose product is annotated as Sol1. The record is from RefSeq and is a predicted model, not a curated record. NCBI's taxonomy places the organism in Eukaryota, Metazoa, Arthropoda, Insecta, Hymenoptera, Megachilidae.
AUGUCUGAAAAAUGCUUGUGGUUUUUGUUUCAGAUGCAGAGAGCGGUGCUACUGCUCUGUUGGCUGCCGCUCCUCAACCACUGCCACGCCGUUAAUCCAGGUUGCUCUUGCGUCGUCUACAGCAGCUCGGACAGACCUCAAGGUGGCACAUUCACAUCCCCUUAUUAUCCUAAACGAUAUCCAUCGAACAUCGAUUGCCUGCUUUAUACGUUUAUCGGUCAACCCGACGAAAUCGUCAAGCUGACGUUCCAUCACUUCAAUAUCCGACGUGUUCGACCCGACUGUGUGGGUGGUGACUUUGUAAAAGUGUUUCUACAUUUGGAGACCACCGGUGUUUCCGAGUACACCCCUUGGACCGGUGUACUUUGCGGGGAUCUGCGUGACAUCCCGCAGGUUCUCUACAGUUCAAGAUCUACGCUUAUUUUGGAGUUUCACACACAGGGACCUCCGUCUAAUGCGACUGGCUUUUUCGGCAAUUUUCACUUCAUCGAUAGACGAUUGUUCGAGACGGACGGUGUGCUCGUUUCUGGCACGAUGUGCGACCUCGAGUUUGUCAGUUCACAGUCAAAACGGCAAUACGGACGCUUCUACUCGCCACGGUACCCGUCCUCCUACCCAAAGAACAUCCGGUGCUCGUACCUCUUCCGGGCAAGAUUAAAGGAGAGGAUUCGUUUAUUUUUCGAGGAGAUUUCGCUGCAGAAGGGAGACCUUAGUUGCCUGAAUAGAGCGGAUUUAAUCAGGGUGCACGACGGCACGGACUCGGGGGCGCCCACAAUAGCCGUUCUCUGCAACCAAGGAGCGGAAGUGGAAGUGCUCAGCACAGGGUCAGACCUGUACGUCGAGUUCGUCGCUAAUUCCGAGUGGCCUGGCCAAGGUUUCAAGGCGAUGUUUCAAUUCCAACCGUUGGACGAUGCACCGCAUCCCGAGCUGGACAAGGUCGUCCCUGGGGCCGUUACCGGUAACCCUAAGUACUCGGUCAUCGGGCCGGCUGUCAGCGCUACCAGUAAGAAGGUAGAUGGUCAGCAUCCUAGCAGAGGUGGACCUGACACACUCGAACUGGAUAGUCAGCAUGCACCCAUCAGAGGUAGAUGCUGA